AAGAGGCGGAAUUGGAAUGGCUGCACCACCGUUGCCGAGGCGACGCCUUGGUUACUUCCGUUGGUUUCAGUGCUUCCGGGUUGGUGUUGCGGUGGCGUUUCCGACUGUGGGAGCCGCAGCUCCCCAGUCGUCCGCUGAGCCUGAGCAGCACCAGAAAAGUGCCACUGUAAGCCAUGAGAUGUCUAGUCUGAAUUGGAAACCCUUUGUAUAUGGCGGCCUUGCCUCUAUUGUUGCUGAGUUUGGAACUUUCCCUGUGGACCUUACUAAGACACGACUUCAAGUUCAAGGGCAAAGCAUCGAUGUCCGUUUCAAAGAAAUAAAAUAUAGAGGGAUGUUUCAUGCCUUGUUCCGAAUCUAUAAAGAAGAAGGUGUAUUGGCCCUGUAUUCAGGAAUUGCUCCUGCUUUACUAAGACAGGCAUCAUAUGGCACCAUUAAAAUUGGGAUUUACCAAAGCUUGAAGCGAUUAUUUGUAGAACGUUUAGAAGAUGAAACUCUUCUAAUUAAUAUGAUUUGUGGGGUAGUGUCAGGAGUGAUAUCUUCCACUAUAGCCAACCCCACUGAUGUUCUAAAGAUUCGAAUGCAGGCUCAAGGAAACUUGUUCCAAGGGAGCAUGAUUGGCAGCUUCAUCGAUAUAUACCAACAAGAAGGCACCAGGGGUCUAUGGAGGGGUGUGGUUCCAACUGCUCAGCGUGCUGCCAUUGUUGUGGGAGUAGAACUACCAGUCUAUGAUAUUACGAAGAAGCACUUAAUAUUGUCGGGAAUGAUGGGAGACACAAUUUUAACUCAUUUUGUUUCCAGCUUUACGUGUGGCUUGGCUGGGGCUCUGGCGUCCAAUCCAGUUGAUGUGGUGCGAACUCGCAUGAUGAACCAGAGAGCAAUUGUGGGACAUGUGGACCUCUACAAGGGCACUUUGGAUGGUAUUUUAAAGAUGUGGAAACAUGAGGGCUUUUUUGCACUCUAUAAAGGAUUUUGGCCAAACUGGCUUCGACUUGGACCCUGGAACAUCAUUUUUUUUAUAACAUACGAGCAGCUCAAGAGGCUUCAAAUCUAAGGACUGAAUUAUAUGUGAGCCCAGCCCUGCCAGCCUUUCUACUCUAUUCUUUUCCCUUUUUCCAUGUUCUAAUGUAUUUUGACAAAGUUGUAAGUGUUUACCAAACCAUUGGUCUCCCAAGGGCCUCCUGAUGGAAGAACAAUAGGAUGGUUCAGAGUUGUUUAUGUAUUUGUGUUACCAUGUUAACUUUUCCCUGAAAGGAAGUGUUAACAUUGAGACUGGCCCCAGAUUGGUAUCUUCUGUGAAGAUGGAUACUGAUGGGUGACAUUCAAAAUGGCCUUCUUUCCAAACGUGUGUCAAAUGUAGUUGGCUCGUCCCAGAUUUGGGUUAGAACAGAAGGCAUAGGCCAGGGUAGUUACUGCUGUGUAUGUUACAGACCUCAGUUCUCAUUAAAGUAUUUAUUGGCAGUAUCA
Galeopterus variegatus (Sunda flying lemur) is the source of this 1464-nucleotide messenger RNA. It is a transcript of the gene SLC25A14, whose product is annotated as solute carrier family 25 (mitochondrial carrier, brain), member 14. Bases 17 to 1051 code for a protein of 344 amino acids. Gene Ontology annotation, biological process: mitochondrial transport. The record is from RefSeq and is a predicted model, not a curated record. The transcript is spliced from 10 exons. Lineage: Eukaryota; Metazoa; Chordata; Mammalia; Dermoptera; Cynocephalidae. Gene Ontology annotation, cellular component: mitochondrial membrane.